This is a messenger RNA of Chenopodium quinoa (quinoa), 1091 nucleotides long. RefSeq names its product delta(7)-sterol-C5(6)-desaturase-like. Gene Ontology annotation, molecular function: iron ion binding; oxidoreductase activity. The transcript has 3 exons. Gene Ontology annotation, biological process: lipid biosynthetic process. The record is from RefSeq and is a predicted model, not a curated record. NCBI's taxonomy places the organism in Eukaryota, Viridiplantae, Streptophyta, Magnoliopsida, Caryophyllales, Amaranthaceae. Bases 11 to 814 code for a protein of 267 amino acids.
GCGAAAAAAAAUGGAGGAAUAUAUGAAAAUGUUCAUAGAAAAUACCAGUUUUUAUAAUGAGAUAGUGUUACCUAAAAAGCUUUGUAUUUUAUUACCACAUUUCUUGAGCUCUUGGCUUCGAACAACACUUUGUGCAUUUGUGAUCUAUCCAACAGCUUCAUUUUUCUGCCUCGACUUUUGGAAACGCUAUGUUUCUUCCUCUAAAGAAACGAUGCCUUCAAAAAGAGCUAUGGUAUCACAAGUAGUUGGAGCACUAACAUCGAUUCCAAUUAACACAUUGUUUUCGACGGUGUUCGAGUGGAUGAUUGAGAAUGGUUGGACGAGAUGUUACCCUCGGAUUAGUGAUGUGGGGUGGCAAUCUUAUGUGUUACAUACACUUACAUAUCUGUUUGCCGUGGAAUUUGGGAUUUAUUGGGCUCACAGAUUAUUACAUGAGAUCAAGCCAAUUUACAAGUAUAUUCAUGCACCUCAUCAUUGUUAUAGUAAGGAAAUCGCACUUUCUCCUUUUGCAGGUUGGUCUGGUCACCCUUUGGAUGGAGCAAUAUUAGAAACUCCUUAUGGUUUAAUACUAAUGUUUAUGCCUAUACAUUUCACCACUUUAUUGGUGCUUUUUCUUGUCGAAGCAGUAUGGGGUGUUAUUAUACAUGACAGGAGUGACGCAAAAGGUUGGCUUAUUAUGGGUUCUAAUUAUCAUACCAUUCACCAUACGUCAGGCCAUCACAAUUAUGGUAAUUAUACCAUUUUAAUGGAUUGGUUAUUUGGGACUCUUCGCCACCCUAAGAGUACUGCCAAUGAUUAUAAUACUCAUUUGUAAUAUCAAGAAAUUAUAAAUUUAUAAAUAAUUAAGACUGGCUUACUAUCAUAAGACCAUUUUGUAGAUGAAGCCAAGAAGAGGCAAGAGAAAUUGAAAAGGGUACACAUGCUUGCAAUAACUCGCGAAAGUGGUCUUAUGAUGCUAAAUUUUUUUUAUCAAUAACAUUCAUGCUUAUUAACUCUUCUUGUAGUUUCAAAAUGAAAUAGUGUGGAUUGAUUUGUUGAUAAAUCAAACUCAAUUUUGAUUAAACUACAUUUAUAAAUAUAAUACAAGUACU